AUGUUUUGGGCAACGCUCACGGCUUUGCUGGCCGUCUCCAGCGUUCAAGGCGGGCUAUUGCGACCCACCAUCUCGCAAUGGUUCUGGCAAUCCUCUGUUGUCGUCGGCGAUUGGCUCUACAUAUCGGAUGGAGAGGCAUGGGAAUGGGUUAACGGGACGUUACAUUCCUUCUAUCGUUGCGUUUACACUCCCCAGCCAAACGAAGGCCUGACGAGGCUGAUUGUCGCAGUCUGGCCCACCAUCUCGGUCGACCUUUCUCAGUCGUGGACAAACGUCUCCGUCUAUAUUGCCAACAACUCAGACCCUGCUCCGAACAUGCCACAUCGCAGGUGGCCUGUAAUUUGGUACAGUGAAGACACAGGCAAAGUGUACAAAUAUGGUGGUUGGGCAUACAAUAGCACGGACUGGACAGCCGAUCUUUGGUCCUUUGAACCCGGUGGACUCACUGUCUAUUGGACUUCAGAAACAUCGCCUUCCACAAAUAUACAGUCGCCAUCUGAGGCCCCGUUCGGAUCAGCCUGGGCUGUGGGCAACUCGACGUUGUACAGCUUAGGAGGCUCCAUCUCCAAUAACGCCUUGAUCCCGCCGAAUACCAUUCUCCCAGGCUUGGUGGAGUUUGAGGAAUUCAGUGGCAAUACGGUUAACUCCACAACUAACAUCCCAAACAGCUCCCCAUACUUCAACCAGGCAAAGGCUGAGUUUGCCUCGAAUUUCGGCCAAGCAGGGUUUUUGAUUGUUGUGGGAGGUGCUAACCCCAGCGAACAAGAGUUCGCAUUUGAGCAAGACACUUCAUUUCGCGAUAUGGCCGAUAUUGUGUUGUAUGACGCAUCCACGCCUGAUACAUGGUACGUUCAGCGAGCGACUGGAGACAUCCCUCCACCAAGAACAGAGUUUUGUACAGUAGGAAAGGCUUCAUCUGAUGGGAAGACUUACGAGCUAUUUGUGUACGGCGGCAUGACGAACACAACCUACGACCUCAACAACCCUGAUGAGCUUGGCUACCUCAACGUCUAUGUCCUCUCUUUACCUGCAUUCAGAUGGUUUCAAACCCCGGCGACAACCACCACUCGCCGGUGCAGUCACACUUGCUCUAUCAUCGGCAACAGGCAAAUGGUCUCUAUCGGUGGCCGUCCGCCCAGUACGCUCAAUCAAUUCGGUGCCGAUUUCGAUGAAUGGGCCAGCGGCAUAGGGGUUAUGGAUAUGACUGAAUUGCAGUGGAAGGACCACUACGAUGCCGGAGCUGCACCCUACGAACGAGCGCAGCUGAUCCAGAAAUACUACGACCAAAGCUAUGUCGAACCCGCAUGGAGUGAUCCUGCAUUGGCGACAGAAUUUGCAUUUGCCGGCCCAACGCAUGCCUCUACCACCCCAACACCUCACCCGACGACCCCGGUACCGGCCCCGGGUCCCACAACAUCAACACCUCCCCCUAUCCACCAUUCCCAUACCGGUGCUAUUGCCGGCGGCGUCGUGGGCGGAGUUGUAGGUUUAGCUCUUGUUGCUGGCCUUGCCUACUUCCUUGGGACCCGUCGCAAUCGUCAAACUACCGCCUCCAGGGAUCCUGUGCCUCCGCCUUCGGAGUCAAAGCCAUCAGAAAUAGCCGAUAAUCCGUCAUCGAUCCAGAAGCAGUCGCCGGAGCUGGCUGAAACGCCAGUCUUUGAACGAAGUGAGCUGGAGGGCGAAACCACCCGGCAGGUUGCCGAGUUGCCAGGCUAUCAUGGGAAUUUUGUGCCGGGACAAAAGUAA
Molecule: messenger RNA, 1746 nt
Organism: Fonsecaea multimorphosa CBS 102226
Lineage: Eukaryota; Fungi; Ascomycota; Eurotiomycetes; Chaetothyriales; Herpotrichiellaceae
Exons: 4
Coding region: 1-1746 (581 amino acids)
Molecular function (GO): protein binding
Source: RefSeq, a predicted model, not a curated record